This is a messenger RNA of Magnolia sinica, 2077 nucleotides long. Its product is annotated as aureusidin synthase-like. Bases 58 to 1860 code for a protein of 600 amino acids. The record is from RefSeq and is a predicted model, not a curated record. The transcript has 2 exons. NCBI's taxonomy places the organism in Eukaryota, Viridiplantae, Streptophyta, Magnoliopsida, Magnoliales, Magnoliaceae. Gene Ontology annotation, molecular function: catechol oxidase activity. Gene Ontology annotation, biological process: pigment biosynthetic process.
UCUCAUUUUCCUCUCAACACAUCCUCAUCCUAAUCAAGUGAGAGUGCACCUUUCGUCAUGGGAUCAAAGCUAUGGUUCUCAACGGUCCUGCUUGCUUUCAUUUUGCUGGGCCUUGGCUUCUCUGCAACUCUCCUACGUCCCGGCUCCCAUAUAGAUGGGGAAUUAAGAGAAUUGGAUGAACAGAAGAUCCCUGCAAUCUACAUAUCCAUAUCCGCAGCAUUUAAACAGCUCAAGAACAUCGUGUUAGGUGUGAGUGGAGGAUGGUUUUCCAGCAUCAACGCUGCCACCGGCAGUGAGCCUAAGAAAACUGGAGUCAUUCUCCUGGCUCCUAACCUAACCACUUGUCACAGGUCACUUUCAGAUGCUGAUAAGCCAGUCUACUGUUGCCCUCCUAAAAGAGAAUCGGAGGAAUCUGUCAUAGAUUUCCAGUUCCCUAGCCCUUCCUCACCAAUGCGUAUCCGUCGGCCAGCUCACCUCGUCGAUGAAGAAUAUAUUGCCAAGUACCAGAAAGCCCUCUCAAUCAUGAAGCAACUCAGCUAUGAAGACCCACGUAGCUAUUUACGCCAAGCAAACAUGCACUGCAUCUAUUGCACCGGGGCCUAUAAUCAAGAAAAUUCGACAUCCCUUCUCAAGAUCCAUCGUUCAUGGCUUUUCUUCCCUUGGCAUCGCAUCAUGAUCUACUUCCAUGAGCGGAUCCUUGGAAAGCUCAUAGGAGAUGACACCUUUGCAUUGCCUUACUGGAAUUGGGAUGCCCCUCCAGGCAUGGUGAUACCUAGUAUGUACUUGAAUGGAUCUUUCCUUGAUAAGGACCGCGAUAACUCCCACCUCCCACCCCAAGUUACCGACAUCAACUUCGACUACGUCGAGAGUGGGCUUGGUUCUGAGGACCAAAUAGCCACCAACGUUGCCUUCAUGUACCAUCAAAUGGUUUCUGGAGCAAAGAAGCCUGAGCUCUUUAUGGGCUGCAAGUACAAAGCUGGUGAGGAGGGCUCCUGCGAUGGGCCAGGAACAAUUGAGUUAGCUCCCCAUAAUGCGUUACACACAUGGGUUGGGAGCAAUCUGCAUCCUGAGAGGGAGAACAUGGGCGCAUUCUACUCAGCUGCACGUGACCCUGUCUUCUAUGCUCACCAUGCAAACAUUGAUCGCAUGUGGACAAUCUGGAAGAGGCUAAGAAGGAACCGCCCUGAGUUUGUCGACCCUGAGUGGCUCGAUUCUUACUUCUAUUUCCAUGAUGAGAAUGCCCAACUUGUCCGGAUCAAGAUACGGGAUUGCUUGGACAUAACUAAGCUCAGGUACAGUUAUGAGGAGGUGGACCUUCCCUGGCUCAAUGCACGCCCUAAGCCAUCCAUUCCUCCUAAAAUCGCACGCAACAUAUUGAAGAUGAGAGAGAGCCAGAACACGAUGCAACUAUCAAGCUAUAGCUGGUCUCCAGACUUUGGUCAGGAGGGUCGUACCCUAGACACUACCAUAAGGGCCAAGGUUCAAAGGCCUAAGAGGCAGAGAAGCAAGAAAGAGAGAGAGGAAGAAGAAGAGAUCUUGGUUGUGUAUGGGAUUGAUGUUAAGAAGGAUGUGUACAUGAAGUUCGAUGUCUACGUCAAUGUAGUUGAUGAAACUACGACAGGUCCUGAAUCUCGAGAGUUUGCAGGGACCUAUGUUAACAUGCGCCGUGGUGUAAGGUUAGUGAUGAAUAAGGGAGAUUCGACAAUGAAGACAAAGAGCAAUCUUAAGUUAGGAAUUUCAGAAUUAUUGGAAGAUUUGGAGGCAGAUGAAGAUGAGAACAUCUGGGUGACUUUGGUGCCGAGAGGAGGGACUGGAGUAAAUACAACCAUUGAAGGGAUCCGGAUUGAAUAUAUGCGGUGAUUGCUGAGGUUAGGAGUCUAGACCACUAAGGCAAGGUGAUUCACUGGAGUAAAUAAACAGCUAGGGCCUCUUCCAUGAAGCCCUGAUACAGUCUAGGGAAAUUUAAUACUGUCUUAAGUUUUCUUUGAGCUUGUAUUUAAAUGAGUAAUAGCCUAUUCUUUUUAUCACAGAGUGAGCUGAGCGUCUUGUAUUUGAGAAAUUAAUACUUCUUUUCUUU